Messenger RNA from Gracilinanus agilis (Agile Gracile Mouse Opossum), 3373 nucleotides. RefSeq names its product ankyrin repeat and LEM domain containing 2 (gene ANKLE2). The transcript is spliced from 13 exons. Gene Ontology annotation, cellular component: endoplasmic reticulum. Gene Ontology annotation, molecular function: protein phosphatase 2A binding. Gene Ontology annotation, biological process: negative regulation of phosphorylation. Lineage: Eukaryota; Metazoa; Chordata; Mammalia; Didelphimorphia; Didelphidae. The record is from RefSeq and is a predicted model, not a curated record. Bases 58 to 3192 code for a protein of 1044 amino acids.
CGACGCCCCCGUUGUCAUCGUCCUCGUCGGCCCGACUGGGGCGCGGCUGGUGCGGCGAUGUGGUGGGGCGAGGGCUUCGGAGAGUGGAAGACGCUAGUCUGGGAGCUGCUGGGCGCUUCGGUGCUGGUGCUGUUGGUCCGCUGCCUCGUCCGCCUUCGGGAACAGUGGCCGCGGGUGCCCUACCGCGGUAGCCACAGCUUCUCCCUUGGCCCUGUCCAGGGCUUCCAACCUUUCCCUGACUCCAGCCCCUGCCCCAAGCCCGGCCCUGACCUGGACCCCAGCCCCGACCCCGGCCUGGACCCCGACCCCGCAGCCCUGUCUGUGACUGACCUCCACUCAGGUAAACUAUCAAUGGAUAUUAUUUUGGCCAGAUUGAAAGAUUUGAAUUCCGAUGAUCUUAGAGAAGAAAUUAUCAAAGCAGGACUCAAGUGUGGGCCUAUUACUUCAACAACAAGAUUCAUUUUUGAAAAAAAACUAGCUCAAGCUUUACUGAAACAACAAGGAGGAAUUGAGGGAGUUUUUUUAUCCCCUCCAUAUCAAGCUUCAGAAAAUGUUGCUGUUAAUCAAAUAGGAACAAAACAGACUUUACAAUCUACUAUUGUAAACCCAGUGAAGCAUACCAGUUUAUCUGAAGACAGAGAUUUUGGAUAUAAUAUGGGUUUGAAUCCUCCAGAAGAGGAUGCUUUAAUUCAUAAGUCCUGUUCUGUACCAGUCAGUGGAAUGGUCCACACUGAUUCACAGAAAGAUAUCUCAGUGCCAUCCAAAGAUCCUCCUCUGUACUAUGGAGUAUGUCCAGUUUAUGAAGACAUCUUAACACGAAAUGAAAGGAUUCAUGUUUAUGAGGACAAGAAGGAAGCUUUGCAAGCUGUCAAAAUGAUCAAAGGGUCUCGAUUUAAAGCUUUUUCAAACAGAGAAGAUGCUGAGAAAUUUGCUAAAGGAAUCUGUGAUUAUUUUCCAUCCCCAAGCAAAACUAGCUUUCCUCUCUCUCCAGUGAAAACAGUACCAUUUUUUAAUCGAGAUGGUUUAUGCUCACCUGAAUCAGAAUCAAUGAACAAAGAACGAGCAAACAGUUUUAAAAGUCCUCGUACACAAGACUUGACUGCCAAACUCCGAAAAGCUGUGGAGAAGGGAGAUGAAGCUGCGUUUUCAGAUCUUAUUUGGAAUAACCCACGCUAUCUAAUUGGUUCUGGGGACAACCCAACAGUAGUACAGGAAGGAUGUAGGUACAAUGUCAUGCACGUGGCCACCAAAGAGAAUCAGGCUCGUAUCUGCCAGUUGAUUUUAGACACUUUGGAAAAUCCUGAAUUUAUGCGGCUUAUGUACCCUGAUGAUGAUGAUGUCAUGCUGCAGGAUCGUAUUCGAUAUAUUGUUGACCUUUAUCUUAACACUCCUGACAAAACGGGAAAUGAUACUCCUUUGCAUUUUGCUUGCAAAUUUGGGAAUGCAGAUGUGGUCAAUGUACUUUCUUCACACCCUGAUGUUAUAAAAAAUCCUAGAAAUAAAUAUUUACAAACUCCUGAAGAUGUAAUUUGUGAAAGAAGUAAAAACAAAUCUGUAGAACUAAAGGAGCGAAUCAGAGAAUAUCUAAAAGGUCAUUAUUAUGUUCCACUCCUGAGGGCAGAAGACAAUUCUUCUCCUGUGAUUGGUGACCUAUGGUCUCCAGAUCAGGGAGAUGGUCGUCCUCACAUAUCAACAUCUAGAUUUGGGAGUAGCCCAAAAGAUCCUGUUCUGAGUGUGAGAGCUUUUGCAGGGCCAUUAAGUCCAUCUAAGGCAGAAGAUUUUCGAAGACGUUGGAAGACUCCACCUCGAGAGAGAGCUGACUUCUUUCAUAAUGUCAGGAAAUCUGAUCCAGAAAGAGGUGUUGAAAGAGUAGGAAGGGAGUUAGCCCAUGAGCUGGGAUAUCCAUGGGUUGAAUACUGGGAAUUCUUGGACUGUUUUGUUGAUCUGUCUUCCCAGGAAGGCCUUCGAAAAUUAGAAGAAUAUCUGGGGCAACUUGAAAUGAGCAAGAUGGGCCACCAAGAAACAGGAGAAAAUGAAACCCCCAACAGAUCUAAAAUUUAUAAUACUUCUGGCAGGAGUAAAAAAUGCAGUAACUCCAUUUCUGUGGGAGCAUUUCUAGAAGAAGAAGAUGUCAUAAGCCUAGAAGAAAUUAAAAAUAGACAAAAUGCAGCACGGAAAACCUGCCAGCCACUUAUUCCCCAAGAACCUGCCAGUGGUAUUUCUGGAGAUUCACCAGGUGAUAUUCUCUCUAUGGAGCACACAGUAAAAGUAAUAGACACAUCAGGCCUGCCUGAGAGACAUGAUGAGAAGGGGAUCUCUUCCAGCAGAAAUGGGUUUUGCAGUCCUAAAGACAGGCUCAUCUGCAGGGAAAAGCAGAAGUUACAAUGUGGGAAAGAGAGCUUUCUUUCACCUGUCUCCAAUUUGAUGACAGAAUUUGACAAACUAAAUUUGCAAGACGAAGGAGAUAGGUUUUUCAAGAAAACAAACCAAGUCAUGGGCAAAAAUGAAGAUGAGAGGAUUCUGACUUCAAGAAUGAUUCAAGUCAAAAUUUCCAAAGACCAGGUAGAUAAAGCCUGUGCAAAUCAGAUAAAGGAAAGCUCCUUGUCAGAAAAAGAUGCUAAUCUGGUAGGCAAGUGUGGAAAUGGCAAAAUAAGGACAGGAAAAGGAAUGUCGCCUGAAUUUGAUAGAUUGAUUUUGGAUUCCAGUGCUCCCGAUGGAGGAUCACAGCUUUGUAGCCAGGCUCAAUUGCAGUAUGAUUCUUCUCUUUUAUCUUCGGAGUCUCCUUCUCCAAGGCUGUUUUCGAAGAUUCCAUUUGAAAGAGCCAAGAGAUUCUUCCUUCAAGGGGAAGAGCCAUCCAAAUUGGACCGGGAUGUUUUAGCAGCUAUAGAGCGUGUAGACAUUGACCCUCAAAAAUACCCUGCUAUCAGCAAGUGGAAGAAUACUGUUCAGUCCUUUUCUACUUUAGAAAGGCAAAGCUGGCCAAGUCCGGCAUUGAAAGGAAAAUUCAGAUCCCAGUGUUCAACUUUAGGUUCACCUCGAAGUUCUUUGUGUUCCAGCCCUAGAAGAGGGAGCCCAGGGAAAUACAGCAAUUCUACAUGUUCACUUGGUUUGGGGAGCCCUGGUCGGUACAGCCCUGCAUAUGCAAACCUGCUGUUAAAGUUAGGUCACCCUGCAGAGCCACCUACCCUCUAGAAGAUGGAUCUUUCUUCUGGGGACCCCAUUUAAUUUUUCUUUUGUUCUUGUUUGUUUGUUUGUUUAAAAGUAGGGAGGCACAUAGAUGAAAGUUUUGUUGAAUUUAACACAAGAGAAUGUAUUCUGGUUAUUUAUUAAUCCUCAUUUGAAGAGGACAUAUGUAUAAUUUUUUUAAUGCAAA